This is a messenger RNA of Vicia villosa (hairy vetch), 848 nucleotides long. Its product is annotated as early light-induced protein, chloroplastic. The coding region runs from base 135 to 731 and encodes 198 amino acids. The record is from RefSeq and is a predicted model, not a curated record. The transcript has 3 exons. Lineage: Eukaryota; Viridiplantae; Streptophyta; Magnoliopsida; Fabales; Fabaceae.
AAUGCUUCAUCUACCAACUUUAACCAUCUAAGUUAUUAGCUCUGUAAGAGUUUUAUUUUCGAGAUUCAGGAAAGACUUUGGUCUAUCUCUUUGAUUCUUGAGUUUUGCAUUGUUCCAUUAAGAAACUGUUAUCAAUGGCUGUUUCAUCUUAUCAAUCAAUCAUGUCAAGCUCCAUGACUAACAUUUCUAGCAGAUCUAGGGUUAACCAGUUUACCAAUAUCCCUUCUGUCUACAGUCCAAGCCUCAGAAGGAAUGUUAGCCUCAAAGUUCGAUCUAUGGCUGAGGGAGAGCCGAAAGAGCAAUCAAAGGUGCCUGUAGACCCAACUACACCAAUUGCACCAACACCCAUACCAACACCUCAACCAGCCUAUACUCGUCCACCAAAGAUGAGCACAAAGUUUUCGGAUUUGAUGGCAUUUAGUGGGCCGGCACCAGAAAGGAUCAAUGGAAGGUUGGCUAUGAUUGGUUUUGUAGCCGCAAUAGGGGUGGAGAUAGCAAAAGGACAGGGUUUGGGUGAACAGUUAUCUGGUGGUGGAGUUCCAUGGUUCUUGGGGACAAGUGUGUUGUUGACACUUGCUUCAUUGAUUCCAUUUUUGCAAGGUGUUAGUGUUGAGUCUAAAUCUAAAAGUAUCAUGUCCUCAGACGCAGAGUUGUGGAAUGGAAGAAUUGCUAUGUUAGGUUUAGUUGCUUUGGCAUUCACAGAGUAUGUUAAGGGUACUUCCCUUGUGUAAUAGAUUUCUACAGCACAAGUUAUGGCUUCUUAGGUUACAGGAUGUGGUCAGACAUGCUUAUGUAAUGUCAUAACUCAUAAAGAAUUGUAACAUUAAUCUUAAGCUAUUUUCUUGAUA